This is a messenger RNA of Diorhabda carinulata, 2091 nucleotides long. RefSeq names its product glucose dehydrogenase [FAD, quinone]. The transcript is spliced from 9 exons. Gene Ontology annotation, molecular function: flavin adenine dinucleotide binding; oxidoreductase activity, acting on CH-OH group of donors. The record is from RefSeq and is a predicted model, not a curated record. Bases 200 to 2083 code for a protein of 627 amino acids. Lineage: Eukaryota; Metazoa; Arthropoda; Insecta; Coleoptera; Chrysomelidae.
UUCAGCGUGUUCAAAUUCGUUUGUCUCAUCGACUCUUUUAUCGUCGGCGGUUUAUAUGGACUAGAUUUAUUGCGAUGUGUGUCAGUUUAAAGAAAUUGAAGUAUUAUAUUAUGUUAAAAUUAUGCGAUUUCUUGUAAUAGUUGUAGUUGUAAAAUUCUAGACAAUAUUCGAAGGAAGAUUUAUUAUAAAAAUUACAGCUAUGAGUGCAAUUACUGCACCGUUGUACGGAUUAGGAGCAGAAGCAUUUUCGAGCCUGGCAGUUUUUUUACCGACAUUAGUAGCAGCUUUGGCUUAUUUCCAAUAUGAACAAUUAGAUCCAGAGAGUAGACCUAUCGAUGUCCCCACCGAAGAAUUGCUGGACACCUACGAUUUCAUUGUCAUAGGAGCUGGAUCUGCAGGUGCUGUAGUAGCAAAUAGACUAAGCGAAAUAGAAAAAUGGAAUGUAUUAUUAUUAGAAGCUGGAGGAGAUGAAACUGAAAUUUCAGAUGUGCCUCUAAUGGCAGGUUAUUUACAAUUAUCCGCUUUGGACUGGAAAUACAAAAGCGAACCACAAGGACAAGCUUGUUUGGCCAUGAAUAACGGAAGAUGUAAUUGGCCGAGAGGAAAAGUGAUAGGCGGUUCGUCAGUAUUAAAUUACAUGUUGUAUUUACGAGGAAAUAAAAGAGAUUACGAUAAUUGGGAAUCUUUAGGAAACCCCGGAUGGGGAUCCAAAGAUGUUUUACAUUAUUUCAAAAAAUCCGAAGAUAAUCAAAAUCCGUAUUUAGCCAAGACUCCUUAUCAUUCAACCGGGGGGUUUUUAACCGUUUCCGAACCUCCUUAUCAAACUCCUUUAGUUUCCGCUUUCAUAGAAGGAGGUAAACAACUCGGGUACAAAAACAGGGACAUCAACGGACAGUAUCAAACUGGAUUUAUGAUGGCGCAAGGUACAAUUAGGAGAGGAGCGAGGUGUUCAACAGGAAAAGCGUUUUUAAGGCCUGUAAGGCUACGUCGAAAUUUGAAUGUAGCUAUGAAUUCACAUGUCACAAAGGUUCUUAUAGAUCCCAAAUCAAAAAUCGCGUACGGUGUUGAAUUUUACAGAGAUAAAAAAAUAUACAGGAUUCGAGCCAAGAAGGAAGUUAUCCUUUCUGCGGGAGCAAUAAACUCUCCUCAGUUAUUGAUGUUGUCUGGCGUUGGUCCAAAAGCGGAACUGAAUAAAUAUAAAAUUCCAGUGAUACAGGAUUUAAAAGUAGGACAUAAUUUACAAGAUCAUAUCGGACUCGGAGGACUUACAUUUCUAGUAAAUAAAGAAGUGACUGUUACAUUGGAUCGAAUAUACGCAGUUGGUCCUCUGAUGCAAUAUGCUGUUUUCGGUGGUGGACCCUUGACAAUUAUGGGUGGAGUUGAAGGAUUAGCUUUUGUUAAUACGAAAUACGCCAACGCUUCCGACGAUUUUCCCGAUAUAGAAUUUCAUUUCGUUUCCGCGUCAACUCAUUCCGAUAAAGGAGCUCAAAUUAAAAAAGCGCACGGACUCACAGACUCAUUUUAUAAUAAAGUUUUUAGACCCAUACAUGAUAAAGAUGCUUGGAGCGUUAUACCAAUGCUAUUAAGACCACAAAGCAAAGGUUACAUCAAAUUACGUAGCAACAAUCCUUUCGAUGCUCCAUUGAUUUAUCCCAACUAUUUUAUGGAAGAACAAGAUAUGAAAACUUUAAUAGAAGGUGUCAAAAUAGCAGUUGCUUUAAGUCAAACACCGGCUUUCCAAACUUACGGAAGUAGAUUUGUGGAAUUUCCUGAUUGUGCGCACUUUAAGAAACAUUCAGACCAAUAUUAUGAAUGUAUGAUAAGACUGUAUUCGGUUACGAUUUACCAUCCUAUAGGUACUUGUAAAAUGGGUCCCUAUUGGGACGAAGAUGCUGUAGUAGAUCCUCAGCUUCGAGUUUACGGAAUCAAGGGUUUGAGGGUGAUCGAUGCCUCAAUUAUGCCUAAUAUGGUGAGCGGUAAUACCAACGCUCCUGUUAUUAUGAUCGGCGAAAAGGGAUCGGAUUUGAUUAAAUCAUUUUGGAUGAAGACAAUUAACAGUGGAAAAAUCUUGUAUGGGGCUUGAUAACAAAA